This is a messenger RNA of Menidia menidia (Atlantic silverside), 1649 nucleotides long. The record is from the annotation of a GenBank genome assembly. Lineage: Eukaryota; Metazoa; Chordata; Actinopteri; Atheriniformes; Atherinopsidae.
CUCAGAGCGCGAGACAGACAGCAGCCCACAGCUUCAAUAAAAGUCGUUUUUUUUUUCCUUCCCCUUUCCUCCUGAGCGGAGAGCACAAUUCACUGCGUGAAAACUAAAGACUAUAAGGCGAUACCCACACUCAAUAGCCGCCCCAACAACUCAUGAAAAUGCUUUGGAAAUUAACUGAUAACAUUAAAUAUGAAGACUGCGAGGACCGUCACGACGGCACCAGCAACGGGACAGCCAGGCUACCUCAGCUGGGCGGCGUGGGCCAGAGUCCCUACACGAGCGCGCCGCCGCUCUCCCACACGCCAAACUCGGACUUCCAGCCCCCGUACUUCCCCCCGCCCUACCAGCCCAUCUACCCGCAGUCUCAGGACCCGUACUCGCACGUCAACGACCCGUACUCCCUCAACUCCCUGCACGCCCAGCCCCAGUCCCAGCACCCGGGCUGGCCGGGCCAGCGGCAGGGCCAGGAGAGCGGCCUGCUGCACCAGCACCGCGGCCUGCCCCACCAGCUGUGCCGGGAGUACCGCCGCGAGGUGCUCCUACCGUCCGGCCACGGCAUCGAAUCCGGACUGUCGGACUCUAUCCCUAUCCAUGGAAUACCUCACUCUUUAGAAGAUGUCCAGCCAGUCGAGGAUCAAGGAAUUCACAUUCCCGACCAGACUGUAAUUAAAAAAGGUCCAGUGUCUUUAUCCAAGAACAACAGCGUCUCCAUCCCCGUAAAUAAGGACGGUCUUUUCGGAGGGGUGGUCAACCCCAACGAGGUGUUCUGCUCGGUGCCCGGCCGCCUGUCCCUGCUCAGCUCCACAUCCAAAUACAAAGUCACGGUGGCCGAGGUGCAGAGACGCCUGUCGCCGCCCGAGUGCCUGAACGCCUCUCUGCUGGGCGGGGUGCUGAGGAGAGCCAAGUCCAAGAACGGAGGAAGAUCCUUGCGGGAGAAGCUGGAUAAAAUCGGCUUGAAUCUACCUGCAGGCAGACGCAAGGCAGCCAACGUCACCUUGCUGACGUCACUAGUCGAAGGCGAAGCGGUGCAUCUUGCCAGAGACUUCGGUUAUGUGUGCGAGACCGAGUUUCCAGCCAAGGCAGUAGCCGAAUAUGUAAACCGUCAGCAUUCCGACCCAAACGAGCAAGUCCAAAGAAAAAACAUGCUAUUGGCCACGAAGCAAGUCUGCAAAGAGUUUACAGACCUGCUGUCCCAGGACCGCUCGCCUCUGGGAAACUCGCGGCCGCAGCCCAUUCUCGAACCGGGAAUCCAAAGCUGUUUGACCCACUUCAGUCUAAUCUCUCACGGUUUCGGGACCCCAGCACUGUGUGCGGCCGUCACGGCUCUGCAGAACUAUCUGACCGAGGCUAUCAAAGCCAUGGACAAAAUGUACCUCAACAACAACCCCAACAGUCACUCAGAUAACGGCACUAAAGGCGGAGACAAAGACGAGAAGCACAGAAAGUGAUGUUUUCCCUCCCACCUAUACUACACCUGAGGGCCGAAUCCCGGGGCCCUCCUCCUGCACCGACCCACGCCCCUCGUCCCGGGCCCCUACUCAUCCAAUAUAAAUAUUAUAAAUACCUUAUAAAUAUUAUUGAUAAAGUUAAACGUGCCACUUCCUGAUCUUGCGCGAUUUCCCGUGUUUUUUUUUUGUUUUGUUUUUUUG